CUGCUUCCGGCCAUGAACGCGGGGCUGGUUGACUACAGCAGCUCCGGCUCGGAGGGCGAGAGCGAGGCCGCCGCCGCCGCCCGGGAGAAAAGCAGCGGGGACGCUCGGCGGGCGCCGGCGGGCGGCCGCGGUUCCUCCUCUCCGCGCAGCAGAGCUGCAGCGCCCUCCCUCCCCAUGCCCGACAGUGUGCGGAGGAUGUUCAGAGAUCAGGAAGAGAAGGAAAUGGUGGUGGAUGACAGCAGCAAACACGGAGGCCGUCUGCGAACAUUUCCUCAUGAACGAGGCAACUGGGCGACCCAUGUGUACAUGCCAUAUGAAGCUGGGGAGGACUUUCUGGACUUACUGCAGCUCCUCCUGCUCUGUGGGCGCACUUACGUGCCUCUGCUGAAGGGACAGGGGGAAUUUCACAUCAGUCUCUCUCAAGGGGUGGUCUUGCGCCAUCACUGGAUUGACCCUUUCGUCCAGUCCCUCAAGGAACGCCUGGCUUCCUGCCACAGGUUCAUCUGCAGAGCAGAUCAAGUGAAGGUUUAUACCAAUCAGACCAAAACCAGGACUUUUGUUGGCUUAGAAGUCUCUUCCGGACAUUCUCAAAUCUUGGAGUUGGUUUCAGAAGUGGAUCAAGUUAUGGAGGAGUUUAACCUAAUGCCUUUCUACAAGGAUCCCUCGUUCCACCUCAGCCUCGCCUGGUGUGUGGGGAAUGUGUUGGAAGCACUUGAAGGCCAAUGUAUUCAGGAGCUGCAGGAGAUUGUGGAUGGGUUUGAGGACUCUUCGUAUUUUCUGCGAAUCCCUGGGACCGAAGUCCGUUGCAAAUCUGGCAAUAAGGUUUUCUCAUUCCCUCUGCAAUAGAAGCCCAGGAACAAUAACCAGCCGACUUGGGAUGGGCACUGUCAGCCCUUUUCCAAAGAUGGUCAGAGACGACGACGCUGGAUUCGCACGAAACCCAUUUGGAGCUCGACUGUGUGUGACAGCAGCAGCUCUUCCAAUGAGAACAUUUCAGGGCCAAGGCAGUUAGUGCCCUCCAGGCCUCUGCGAGUCCAGGUCCUAUCGAAUGUACUUCCAUUUCGUUCCACUCCAGUUCUCAGUUGCCUGGGGAAACUGAAAAUACAGCUCUCUAAACGGAGAGAGCCAAGUCAGAUCUUUCUCCAAGCUCCAGGACUUUGUCCUGUAGGAGGCUGAUCUGGAGGAUGACAGGUCCUGCUGGGAUGCCUUGGAGAUGCUGCCUGUCCUUAACACGAGACAUCUGGCCUGUCAGCACUCUUCAAGUAGGAAGCCUGCUGGUGUCUGGCCAUUCUGAGAGUGAAUGAAGAAAAGGAGAGGCAAUUUUCUUCAUGGUCAGUUUCAGAAACUUUGUGGCUUUCUUUUUAAUGGGCUACACUUACUUUGUCAAACAGCCACACUAGUCAGUGCUGGCUUUCUAAAGCCUCUGGAAGCCCAUGUGCUGGUCAAGAGUGUCCCAUCUCCCCCAGGCAGCCCCGAGGUCCCCCUGUUCUGCGUCUCACAUGCCCCAGGUUUCCAAGUUCUGUGGGGGAAAUGUGGCAGUUAGAAUGGUUUACAGACAGAGGUGCUGUCUUCUUACAGGAGGAAGCAAUUGGCCAUCUGCAAAGUGUCCAGCUAAGGGAGCGCUGGUGUGGCUGCUCUGUUAGAAAAACUGAAUAUUCGUGUUCUUGCAUCUUUUGCACAGCAAUGAAGGGCCAGGCCCAACCUGUUGAUGCAGCUCUGCAGAGGUAUAAAGCUUGGUGUUGUGCCUUGAUGUGUAAUCUAAGGUUCAUUUACAGAGCUUUGUUUGUAGAGAGACAUUAGCCUAGCUCCGUAUACAUUUACAGAGAAGCGUGUGGUGGUUACGAGGUGGGCUGAGCCUAUCUUUGUGCCCAGAAGGCUUCCCUGGUUAAAGCAGAACAGGGAGAAAAGGACCAAGCAUCAGUUAACUCAUUCUCUGCCUUGAUAGGUUUAAGACUCAGCUUAAAAAGGAAGGAAACGUCCAAAGGACAGCUGGGGAAAACGGGGUGGAUCAAUCUAGACUCUCUGCUCCCGAGCAGCUGUUCGAAUCCAGCCCUCUUGGGCCCACCAAGCUUGGGCUGCACAUGUAAAAAUAAUUGGGAAGAUGCUGGGUUAGGCCUGGCUCCUCUCCCUUGCCUCCGGGGUCUUUAGCCUGAGGGCCAGAAAGCCUUUUUGUCUCAAAGCCAGGCACAUCUCUAUGCACAUGAAAGUUGGCUCAGCCCUAAAGCCCCCAGGCCAGCUUCUCCCUGACAUUGGGAGGGCAGCGGCAGAGGGGUCUGUCGGGCAGUGUCAGGAGACCGGCCGGCCGACCGCAAGGCUCACGGAGGACAGGCCUGGAGGCUGCCUUGCCUCGUUUCCGUCUCUGACUGACGGAAGGAGGAGCUGCAGGUGGAUCUCCAAAGAGGCCUGGAUAAGUUCCUGUUCUGGACCUGCUUUCAGAGGGCUGAGUUUGACUGUAUUGUGGGGAAAAAAAACCAUAAACAGGAACAAAAUAAGAAACCUAUACCCACCACUGGAGUUAGAUGAGAUCUCCCAUGCACGUGGCAGGAAAAUACUUGAUUCCUCUAGGCCAAAAUCCAAACUAAAGCAUCCCAACCCUUUGUUUGUCCAUCAAAGGCACAGCAGUGGCCUUGAUUGGACCAUGGCAUUCAUAUAGUUUUAUUAAAGAUUUUUUAAAAGGAAGAUGAAAACUAAUACAAACUACUAUAAAGUAAGAAAAGGGAAAGAGAAAGCUAAAAGUGCAAGAAAGGGAAAAAAGUAAAAGAAAUAGAAAAAUGAUACAAAGAACUGGCUUCUGAUUUUCUUUACAGCAGUUUUAAGUACAAUUAUAAAUUUGCCUCUUACUCUUUGGUUACAGUAUAACUCUUCUUUCUAUAAUCCUGUCUAAUUAUUAAAACCAUAAACCAUAAA
Molecule: messenger RNA, 2907 nt
Organism: Candoia aspera
Lineage: Eukaryota; Metazoa; Chordata; Lepidosauria; Squamata; Candoiidae
Gene: USB1
Product: U6 snRNA biogenesis phosphodiesterase 1
Exons: 7
Coding region: 13-846 (277 amino acids)
Biological process (GO): U6 snRNA 3'-end processing
Cellular component (GO): nucleus
Molecular function (GO): 3'-5'-RNA exonuclease activity
Source: RefSeq, a predicted model, not a curated record